CGCGCGUUGCGUGACGGCAAAUCGCGCGGGGCUGGGUACCUUAUCAAAGCCGAACCCGCCUCCUUCUUCCGAAAUACUAAGUUACUUCCUAUUGUCACAGAGCUCUGGAUCAAACGUUUGUUUGAUUGCGGCCCCGAUUCAUCAUGGGUCGCCCAGAAGCCCUACCUACUUACGACGAUGCUACAACGGCGACAACACCACAUCCAUGGCUGCAUCGCCGUCAAAAGCGGAAGACAUUACGGGUCCUCGGGGCGGCAGCAAUGACAUAUCUCGCUUAUACGACCUUCAAAAUCGCCACCAAUACCGAGCCACCCAUCAGCAGCCUGUCCAUCGCAAAGCUGCAAGAAGACCAUGCGGUAUGCGCAAAUCUGAGACAUCAACCCGUUGAGUCAGGUGCCCACCGAGACCACAAUAAACGCUGGGUCAAAUCAACAAAACCUGUCUUGAUUUCUAACGCCACAAUCUGGACUGGAGAGCCUGCAACGGGUACUUCAGAACAAGAUGCACGAGCUGGGAAGGGAUGGGGCUGGAUUGCCUCAGAUGUGUUCACUGAUAGGGGCUUGAUCAUCAGCGUUCAACCGAGCAUAAAACUCAAAGACCUUCCCCACAACACCGAAAUUUUCGAGGCGAACGGUCGACAGCUCACAGCCGGUAUUGUGGAUAUGCACAGCCACGCUGGAUUGGAAAGCCUUGGAAACUUGCAAAGCGACGACAAUGAGCUCUCUUCUGACAUCACACCCUAUGUGCGCUCGCUUGAUGGUAUUGACCCGCUUCAGCCCGAAUUCGAGUCCAUCAAAUCUGGCGGUGUCACCACGAGCCUCUUCUUACCAGGCAGUGGGAACAACAUUGGUGGCGAAGCUUUCGUGCUCAAGUUCGCAGUUGGGCCAAAGAACGGCCGGACCGAGAUCAGCCAGCAAGAUCUAAUCGCAGACCCUGACCGAACCUGGCGGUACCUGAAGAUGGCAUGCGGAGAGAACCCAAAGCGAGCGUACGGCAAGGUUGGUGAACGCGGUCCGUUUAGCCGACUGGGAGAAGCGUGGGAGUUUCGCCACGCGCUCGAGCAAGCUCGAUCCUACGUACAAGAUCAGGACGACUGGUGCGCUAAGGCUGAUACGGUUGGUGUUGACAAGAUGGAAUCGUACCUCCGUCGAGAUCUACAGUGGGAGACACUUGGUGCUGUGCUGAGAGGUCAGGUCCGAGUGAACACGCACUGCUACACAAUUCCAGAUUUGGAGGCGUUUGUUCGACAUACAAAUGAGUUCAAGUUCCGAGUGUACGCGUUCCAUCACGCACACCAGACCUAUCUGGUACCCGAGGUCUUAAAGCGCACUUGGGGCGGAACGCCAGCAGCAGCGCUCUUCGCCGACAAUAUGUAUUACAAAGUGGAAGCCUACACUGCAUCUGAACGGGCUGGUGCGAUCCUGUAUGCGCACAACAUCACUCCGACGUACGUAUCGGAUAACCCAGUGCUCAACUCACAGCACGUAGUGUUCGAGGCAGCAAAGGCGUACGGCUACGGCCUACCAUACCAUGCAGCACUUGCAGGCGUUACUUCUGCACCCGCUGAACUUCUCGGUCUAGGUCAUAGGAUUGGAAAAGUCAAGUCCGGCUUCGACGCGGACAUCGUCGUCUGGGAUUCUGAUCCGCUGAGUGCAGGUGCUACACCAGUCCAGGUCUGGAUUGAUGGCGCGAAGCAGUUCUCGGAACCAAUCGAGCUCAAGAAGCCACUCACGCCAGCUAUUCAGCCAGACACAGACCUUGCUCAUGAGUACACCACCAGGAUAGCCAGGGGCGCGGUGGUAUUCACUGGCUUAUCGUAUUCGCAUAGCAGCUUUGUCUCAAAUGGAGCAGACGUUAGUCAGAAGCACAGCGUGGCCAUUAUUACUGAUGGGAAGCUUGCUUGCGUGGGAACCUGCACUUCCGAACUUGCAGAGCUUGAAGCGACCCGUUCCGCUACUCAGACGAUCAACCUGAAAGAUGGUUAUUUGACGCCAGGACUGGUAGCGUUUGGCUCAUCGCUUGGUCUAGCCGAGAUUGAUGCUGAGAGCGACACCCAUGACGGACCUUACGUCGAGCAAGGUACCACCUCUGCCCUAGAUGGUCUUUCUUUCGGUGGCAAGCAGCUCAUGCGAGCAUUUGAACAUGGCGUUAUCAGAGCUUUCACAGCCCCUGGAGAGGGUGGCAUCGACUCUAGAGGCGUAAGUGUCGCAUUCAACACCGGGGCUAAGAAUGCGCUGGAAGAGGGCGCUAUCCUCUACCCAGAACUGGCCCUGCACUACCCAUUGACGUUGGCCGCCAAGGGUGGGAAGACACCCAGCAUAUCCAGCGCCAUUGGCUUGUUGAGGUCGCAGCUGCUCGACGCAGCGGUUGAUGGCCACACAGAAAAGUUGAACACCACGGAGAAGGCUUGGUUGAAACGAGUAGUCACUGGAGACUCUGCACUUGUCCUCAGCGCACAUAGUGCCGACACGAUUGCAUCCAUCAUCCGCUUGAAGUCUCAGGUUGAAUCCGCCAGCUCACAGAAGAUUCGUAUUGUGAUCAUCGGUGGCGCGGAGGCACACCUUAUCGCAGACGAACUCGCAGCAUCGAACAUCGCUGUCGUCCUUGCGCCGUUACUUCCACAUGCGCAAAGCUGGGAUCAACGCCGUGGACUCACUGGCCCACCACUGACCAAUGUGUCGACCAACAUACUUCUUGAUGCUGGCGUUGAUCUGGGGAUUGGCGUUGAAGAGACUUGGGAGACUAGAGACUUAGGGCUGCUCGCCGGAAUUGCGCUCGCGAACAGUGAAGGCCGGCUGUCUUUCGAUGAAGCACUGGAUCUCGUGGGUGCAAACUUCUUCAAUAUCCUUGGUUUGGAGGUAAGCAAGUCAGAUCCUCACGAUUGGGUCGUUUGGGAAGGAAGCCCGUUGGAGAUUGGAGGAAGGGUAAAGGCUAUUGGUGGUGUCGGCUCGACGACCAUAUGGAAGUGAUGCUGCAAUUGAUUGACACAAGGAUAAACCCCAUCACGCAGAAGAUGAUUGCAAAUUUGAUGGAAAUUUGAUGAUUUC
Didymella exigua CBS 183.55 is the source of this 3047-nucleotide messenger RNA. RefSeq lists its product as uncharacterized. Gene Ontology annotation, biological process: N-acetylglucosamine catabolic process. The transcript has a single exon. NCBI's taxonomy places the organism in Eukaryota, Fungi, Ascomycota, Dothideomycetes, Pleosporales, Didymellaceae. The record is from RefSeq and is a predicted model, not a curated record. The coding region runs from base 144 to 2969 and encodes 941 amino acids. Gene Ontology annotation, molecular function: N-acetylglucosamine-6-phosphate deacetylase activity.